AGUCUUGUAAUAAAAGAAGAUGAAGAUCAUAUUUUGCACAUGUUUGCUACUGGUUGGGCUUCAUGCUGUGUCUCCUAUUCAGCUCACUUCCAAGCACGAUAGACAUGAUCCAAAUGAAUCCCAGCACAGCACACUUCACAAAGGUGAAGUUAUGAGUUGCCUCAAACUAGUGCCAAACAAUGCUGACUUUGCAUUUCAAUUUUUUAAAGAGAUUAACCUGGAGACACCUAAUAAGAACAUUUUCUUCUCUCCUGUAAGCAUCUCCAAUGUCUUUGCAAUGCUGGCCUUUGGUGCCAAGUCGUCCACUCAGACUCAGAUCCUGGAAGGACUCGCCUUUAACCUUACAGAGAUGCAUGAGAAGGAAAUACACGAAGGCUUUCACCAUCUCAUCCAUAUGCUGAGCCAUCCUGAGAGUGAGGUCUACCUUGACAUGAGCAGUAUGAUAUUUCUACCCAAGAUGCAUAAACCAUUAAAAAAGUUUUUAGAUGAUGUCAAAGCUCUGUAUCAAAUGGAUGCCUUGUCUGUUGACUUCAGCAAUCCUGCAGAGGCUGAGGAGCAAAUCAAUAAUUAUGUAGAGAGGAAAACAAAUGGGAAAAUUACCUGUUUGGUCAAGGAUAUAGAUCCACAAACUGUAAUGCUUCUGGCAAGCUUCACUUUCUUCAAAGGCAAGUGGCAAACGCCCUUUCAGCCAGAGCUCACUGAAGAAAGAGAGUUUUUCGUGGAUGAAGAAACAACUGUGAAAAUCCCUAUGAUGCACCAAACAAACAGAUUUGACUUCUAUUUUGAUGAGACUAUUCCUUGCACCAUAGUACGGCUUCAUUACAAUGGGAGUGCUACAGUAUUUCUAGUUCUACCAGAAAAGGGAAAAAUGAAGAAUCUAGAACAAACUCUGGACAAGGAAACUGUCCUUAAAUGGUCAGAGAAUCUCUCCCAGAGAUCAAUAAGCCUGUACUUCCCCAAAUUUUCUCUCUCUGCAAACUAUGACAUAAAGCAUACCCUGAACAAGAUGGGAAUUAUUGACGUGUUCACCAACCAGGCAGAUCUGUCUGGCAUCACUGGCACUCCAGGGCUCAAAGUUUCUAAGGUUGUCCAUAAGACUGCACUGGAAGUCGAUGAGGAAGGUACUGAAACAGCAGAAGUAACAUUUGCUGAGGCAGCAGUAUCUUUUGCUGGAAUAAUGCCCUUUUAUUUUCCUCAAAUCAUUGAAUUCAACCGUCCCUUCAUCCUACUGAUUUUUGAUAGAGCUACAAACAGCACACUCUUCAUAGGAAAAAUAGUUAACCCUGCUAAACAUUAGAUGAAGUUAUGUAUGAAUUCUGAUUAAAAAAUGUGAAAAU
Molecule: messenger RNA, 1337 nt
Organism: Nothoprocta perdicaria
Lineage: Eukaryota; Metazoa; Chordata; Aves; Tinamiformes; Tinamidae
Product: alpha-1-antitrypsin-like
Exons: 4
Coding region: 20-1297 (425 amino acids)
Biological process (GO): negative regulation of endopeptidase activity
Molecular function (GO): serine-type endopeptidase inhibitor activity
Source: RefSeq, a predicted model, not a curated record